CACUACCUAACCUCAACUGUUAUAGGUUAUGUUAUGUUGGUGCAGAGCCAGACUGCAGAUCAAAUCAACAUACCAAACUUCUUGAGACUUUUACCAUCAUUAAGCUCUGUCAAGUGUGUCCAAAAUCUAGGAAUAAACUACUUGCUUAAUUCUAUAUUCCAUUUUUAUAUCAAACUUGGUUUUAGGGAAGAAUAUUUUGCAAGUUAAACGACAAUGAGUUUAAGGAUCACCAGCAAAUUGGGCCUAACUUUACUGCAAGAGAUGCCACAGGGCUUCCUGGCACCUGUGGUAAAUCAAGUUAAUCAUCAAAUAGUGAGGCAUAGACGAACUAAGCACUGGGAUCCAAAGUGGAAACUGUUUCGACGUAUGAAAGUUGUGAAGGUAGACCUUCCCAAAUUCAAUGAAAAAGUUGAAAACUUGACAGAUGAGCAGAUAAGAAUCCGGCUAAAAGAACAGGGAAUACUACCCCCAAGACCUUGGGUAGAAAGGCAAUUCUUUAUUCACUCUACUGGUGGAAUAUUUGAACCUUAUGUUCCUCCAGAAGGAGAUGGGAAAGUUUCACCAGUGUCAAAGCAGGGAGCAAUGCAGAGUUUGCAAUUUCUUGAAAAGAAAUCUAGAACCAUGAUGGCUAUACGUAAGAUCCGGCAAUAUGAGGAAGAUUUUGACUCACCUGAAUUUUGCAAAGAAGCUACCAAACUGUAUAUCAAGAUGCAUGAAUUAUUAAGUGCUAGAGACAAAGACAAUCUGAUUGAUGUAGUGACAGAAAGAGCAUAUCCAGAGGUUUUGCAUAAUGUUGAGAACAAAACUAUAAGAUGGAAAUACAUCAAAGAUAUUGAGCUGCCAAGGAUAGUGCAAGCCAGAUGUACAGAUGUCAUCAGUAGAGAAAAUAUUUUUGGGCAAGUGACUGUUAGAUUUCAUACCCAGCAGACGUUAGCUAUUUAUGACCGCUUUGGCAGAUUACUCCAUGGCAGUGAAAUAGUUGCAAAGGAUGUUCUGGAAUAUGUUGUGUUUGAAAAACAUAUGGCCAAUGAAUAUGGAACCUGGAGAAUACAUGCAAAAAUAAUUCCUGAUUGGUUGCCACCCAGAGAACCCUCCGCAUUGACCUUCAAACGAAAAAUUGAAACCACAGUAGCAGAACCUGAGAAAGCUGUUGUGGAAACUGCUUCUACUGAAAAUGUGUCAACACCAAAUAGUGAAAGAGUAAAUACAGCAUAAUAGCCAGAUGAUGGUUCACUGUUAGUUAGUAUUAAAUUUUGAGUCUUCAUUAUGUUUUUUACUGUUAACUCCAAUUUCAUAACAUGUUUUGGAAAGACAGAGUGUGUUCUGGAGUUUCAAAAAUUCACCUUAGUGUUGAUAUUCCAUUUAUAGAAUGCCUAGAAUAUUCCCCUAGAGCAAUACAUUAUUCCAUAUUCAUUCUAGAGUUUCUCAAAUGUCCUCACUCCUCAACUGAGAAUAUUUUAUGAAUAUUUCAUUGGAAAUUCCAGGAAUAAUCCGAAUCAUCCAUUGAUAAUCAUAUAUUAUACAGGGUGAUUCAUAAAAAUGGGCAAUCUCUGAACUACAGACUGUAG
This is a messenger RNA of Phaedon cochleariae (mustard beetle), 1568 nucleotides long. Lineage: Eukaryota; Metazoa; Arthropoda; Insecta; Coleoptera; Chrysomelidae. The record is from the annotation of a GenBank genome assembly.